Messenger RNA from Dermatophagoides farinae (American house dust mite), 4262 nucleotides. RefSeq names its product de-etiolated protein 1 abo (gene abo). Gene Ontology annotation, cellular component: cullin-RING ubiquitin ligase complex; nucleus. The record is from RefSeq and is a predicted model, not a curated record. Gene Ontology annotation, molecular function: transmembrane transporter activity; ubiquitin-like ligase-substrate adaptor activity; ubiquitin protein ligase binding. Lineage: Eukaryota; Metazoa; Arthropoda; Arachnida; Sarcoptiformes; Pyroglyphidae. Gene Ontology annotation, biological process: positive regulation of proteasomal ubiquitin-dependent protein catabolic process; protein ubiquitination; transmembrane transport.
AGAUUCAAAAAUUGAAUGAUGAUAAUGAUCAACGAUUUUUUUUUUUUUUUUUGAUAAUCAAUUUUUGUUGAAUGAAAUCUAUUUAAAGCCAAUGAAAAAAGCCGGGCAUUUUUUCUAUUUUAUAUACAUUAAUAAUAAUAAGUGUAACCGUUGUGACAAAUCUAUCGGUUUAUCGAUCUGAAAAAAAAAAAAAAUUUGCCACAUAACCGUUAAAACAAUAUGAUCAUAAUUAUAUGCUCAUCAUCAUCAUGGAUAAUAAUAAUGACGAUAAACAAAUGGAUGAUGAUGUUAUUCAUCAAAAACAACGACAACAACAACAACAACAACAACGAUCAUUGUUCAAUCAAGAAAAACAUAUAGAAUCAUCACGAAAUAAUGAUAAUAAUCUGAAAUCUAGAACGAAUAAUAAUCUGUCGAUAAUGUUAAACAAUAAUAAUGACAAUGUCAAUUUAACGACGACAAGUUGGGAAAAUGUUGGCAUCAAAAAAUCGAUAACGGCCACAACAACGACUGUUAAUAAAAUGGGUAAACAAACGAUUAGACGGUCAACGAAAUUGCCCAAAAUAGCGAUUAAACCUACGGGCAAACCAACACCAACAAAAAUUUUGGUUAAUCGUCGGAAAACAUUAAGACGUUCAUUGUCAUAUGAUACAUUACCGAAGAUGAAAAACAAAAUGAUUAUCUGUCAACCGAUGACCAUACAACGGCGAAUAACGGUGCCGCCGACCAAUAAGAUUAUAUUCACCACACAUAAGACACAGCAUUUGGUUCUUAUAUGUUUAGCAUUCAUUAGUUUUACAUCAAUGUUGGCCAUGGCUAUAAUUGCACCGUUCUUUCCAACCGAAUCGGCAAAAAAAGGAAUGCGUGAAUCGGUCAAUGGCCUUGUAUUUAGUGUCUAUGCAUUCGUAUUCAUGAUCUGUAGUCCAAUCAUUAGUCUGAUGAUACCGGUAAUUGGAACAAAAAUGACAUUAAUUAUGGGAAUUUUUAUUGCCGGCGUUUCAAACAUUCUUUUCGGUCUAUUGGAUCGAAUUCAUAGUUUAGAAACAUUCACAGUAUACUGUUUUAUUGUGCGAACAUUCGAAGCAGUCGGUGGUACGGCUUUUUCAACAUCCACUUAUACAAUUUUAAUGGAAGAAUUUCCCGAUAAUGUGGGCACAGCAUUCAGUAUCGUUGAAACAUCGGUAGGCUUAGGUUUAAGUCUUGGACCGGCCAUUGGUGGUUUCCUUUAUAAUAUUGGAGGUUAUGGUUUGCCAUUCUAUGUAUUAGGAACAAUCAUGUUGGUCAAUAUACCACUUUGUUUAGUAAUUAUACGUGAUACCAAAAAUUGUGAACGGCUUAAAUCACCGAUGAAUGCCUAUUUUAGAUUAUUGUCCAUAAUAAAAGUAAUUAUCAAUUGUUGUGUGAUUGUUGUUGUUGCACAAUCGCUCAGCUAUCUUGAUCCAACAAUCGAACCACAUUUAAGAAGUAUUGGAUUGGGAACGAAUUUAGUUAGCCUGAUAUUUCUUAUAUUAUCAGCCACAUAUACACUAAGUUCACCAUUCAUUGGAUGGAUCUCACAAAUGGUGCCAAAUAAAUUUCAAAUUAUGGCUAUUGGUCUUUUAUUAAUGGGAUUGGAAUUUUUAUUUCUUGGUCCGGCCAAAAUGAUUCCAAUGGAAACAAAUUUUACACAAACAGCCAUUGUAAUGGCAUUGAUUGGCAUAUCAUAUUCAAUUGCAUUCAUACCCACAUUUGAAACAUUGAACAAUCUUGCUUUAAAAAACGGAUUUCCGGAUGAUGUCACCACCUACAGUUUAGUUUCGGGAUUUUGGACUUCAUUCUGUUCGUUAGGUGAAAUUCUUGGACCUAUGUUUGGUGGUUUUUUAACAGAAAAUUUUGGCUUUAAACAAUCAUCAACAAUUAUGGGUAUCAUUGCGAUAAUUAUGGCUUUUGUAUGUGGUAUAACUUGUAUCUAUUAUGAUGAAUUGGAUACACAUGAUCAUAAUCAUAAAAAUCGUGGUAAUCAACGACAAAAAUCAUUGCCACAAAAUCGAAUAAUCUCUAAUCGUCAUCAUGGCAAACAAUCAUUGGCCAGGCCAAAGAAUAUUUUAACGAACAAUGGAAAACAAUAUCGUGAAUAUAAUCUCCAUCCACGCUUUCAUCCAUUUGUAUUCAAUAAUAAACUUCAUCAAAAUGUUGUGCCAAAUUUUUCAAUCGAACGUGCCGAACAUCCGAAUUGUUUUUUACGAAAAUUCACCUAUGAUGGAAGAUAUUUGAUGGCUUUCAGUUCGGAUAUAACCAGUGUUGAAUUAUAUGAAUAUCAAGGUGCAGCAGCUGCAGCUCAAUUAUUACAUUUGAUACCGAGUGGUGAUAAAGAUUAUCUUAGCUAUGGUGAUGAAAAUGCAGAGAUUCGCCGAAAAAUAUUCAGCUGUUUCUUUAAACGUCGUCAUACAAUUACAGUCGCAAUGGAUGGUGGACAAUUAAGUCGAGAAUGUAGCCUAUUUACUGAUGAUAAUCGAUUUCUGAUCGUUGCAUCGAUAUCAUCAACAAGUGAGGCAACAACUUCAUUCCAUGAUCGUUAUCAAACAAACGAAUCUAUACCGAUGAGCCAUCGUUCUACAUAUGAAGAUUAUAAAUUUCAUAUAAUCGAUAUUGAUGCUGGUCGUGUGGUUGACAGUAUUGAAUUCAAAACGGAUAAAAUACAAAUUGCUAAUAAUCAUGGAAUCUAUCUGUACAAAAAUGUUUUUGCCAUAUUAUCAGUUCAACAUCAGAUAAUUCAUCUAUACUACAUUCUACCGAACGGUGAAUUCAUAUUCAAUAGAAAAAUCGGUCGAUUCUGUUCCGAAGAAGAUCGUUUACUAUUCGAAGAUUCAUUAAUGCAAUCUAUGUAUCGUCGUUUAAAUCAGCCAAUACCGGUUAGUCAUAGACCAGUGGCAGCAUUUCGUGAAAUUCCAUUCAAUGCUCUCAAACAUCGUAUCAUUACAUUUGCAUUUUUACAGGCAAAACGUCAAUCCAUUGAAUAUGGUUCACCGAAACCAUUAUGUCAAUUCUAUCAUGAUUUCGAUUAUUUAGUCAAUUUACGUAUGUUAAAGAUGCAAUUAUUGGAUGAAGAACAUUUACUUAUUAAAUAUGAACAAGAAUAUAGUCUUGUGACGUAUAAUCAAUUUAUAAUCAGUAAAUAUGAUACAUAUAAUCAAACAAAACUUUGGAAUCUAUUUGUUGUUUAUAAUUGGAAAACAACCGAAGUGAUAAAUAUUUAUCCACAACAUUCGCAAACAUUAUUGUAUGCAUAUGAAAAUUUUUGCAACUACUUCCGCCAUCCAUAUGGUUAUUAUCCAUGUUCACCAUCGAAUAAUUAUUAUGCUCAUGUUGCAUAUGAAGUAUUCAAACAAUCAAUUAUUGAGAAUCGUAAUGGCAAUUAUAGUGAAGCUGUUCGUUGUAUACUAUCUUUAUUGCCACAUCAUGCUCAGCUAUUAACACCAAGUCCAUAUCUUGAUCUUUCAUUAUUUUCAUAUGAUGAAAAAGUGAUCGGUUUGAAUGAAAAACCUAGACACACAAGUGACGAACCGAUUCGUUUUUUCAAUCGAAAUACAGAUAGACUAUCAUUUCGAAUGCAUACUGGACAACCACAACGUUUGCCACCAUUACUUAUUCCUCUUCCAAACAAUCGACGAUUAAUUGCAUUCAUAUUUCAUCCAACAGAUCCUUUUAUCAUAAGUGUUCAACGUUAUAAUUCACAAUAUUUACUUUAUUUUCAUAUUCGUCAUUUUAAUCCAUUGUAAUAAUAGUUUUAUUUUUCAUCAUUUGAUUAAGGGGGAUAGGAACUGUAGAGGGCGUAAAAAAAACGCAUUUUUUGUUAAAUGAUUGCUCUUCAAUGAAACGUCCGAAGUUUUUGAAACUUACUUAUGUAAUUAUUUAGGAUUCCUAGAAUAAUUUAACAUAAACAAAAAAUAAAAAAUAUUCAUACAUCAAUAUGAAACAAUCAGUUGAAAAUCAGCUGUUCAAAAAGCAUGGUUCAGAACCGGAUAUUAUGGCAGAUAUUAGCCUGAAUGUGAAGAAAAAAACUGUUAAUUUUUUAACCCUAAGUUUCAAUUGGCCCAAAAAUGCCCUUCUCCUUAGAGAUAUAUAACGAUUUAGUCAAACAGCUGAUUUUCAACUGAUUGUUUCAUAUUGAUGUAUAAAUAUUUUUUAUUUUUUGUUUAUGUUAAAUUAUUCUAGGAAUUCUAAAUAAUUUAAUAGAUAAAUUUCAAAAAUUUCGGACGUUUCAUUAAAGAGCAAUCAUUUAA